This is a messenger RNA of Amoebophrya sp. A120, 2861 nucleotides long. The record is from the annotation of a GenBank genome assembly. Lineage: Eukaryota; Dinophyceae; Syndiniales; Amoebophryaceae.
CUCAAGAACGUCGUGGUAUGUUGAAAAUAGACCGGCAUUUUUUCUCUUUUUUUGGAUCCAGUGAGUGUUGCGCGAGAUGAAGAAAGUCAGAUCAUCUUGCUAUAGCCAUCUUCAUACUAUCGGAAUAAUAAACACGUGAGAAUGAGAUGAUCAGACCUAACUAUCGUAAUAAAAUAAAACAGCUUGUGUCCCCCAACGAAGUAGACGACGUAGCAGCCGACUUUCAUACGCCCGUGCAUGAGAAGCAGGACAACAUGGACGUAGCUGCUGACUGACAAAAAAGCUCGCGGAGCAGCGCUUCGUCGCAAUAAUUGCAAACGACCGCGAGAGGACCCUUGCUUCGCGGGAACUAUUUUCAGUUUUACAGUGCUGGGAAAACAAGCAGGUGCCCGGGGAGGAGAAUUUGAAUUGUUUUGCGUACCCCCACUGCUGCUGCACACGCCGCAAGUGGAAGAGGAUUAAAGACAGUUGUGAAGCUGUUUUGUCAAUCAGAGAGCCUGUCGUGCAUGUGCUGUAAGUAUUUUUGUUUCUGUUCGGUGUUCCUGAUUCUCGGCAUGUUUUCGAUCUGCAGAGAAGUCUUUUCGAGUGUAAUUUUGCUUGAUUGGAUGUUCUUUCGGAGCGUUGUUUCUAGGAGCGAAUGAGUAUCUCUCAUACAUCGUCACAAUCAAAGCCGCAAACUUUGCAAGCUCCGACGAAAGUAAGAACUGAAAACUGUCGAAAAAAAGAGUUUCGUUGUUGUCACGAGGUACCCAAAUACACACUCGUGUCUGUUUCCCAGCCGCAGGGCUUCUGACUAGCGGAAGUAUGUUGAUUUUACGCUUGAUCAUGUAAGAUAGCUGCUGAAAUCUAGCUUUUCAUCACGAAAACAGAAUGAUAAACUCGAGUCCGCCGCUGGGUACUACUAGCAGCGCUCCACCUCCGUCGAUGCUCUCAUGGAGUGCUGUAAAUGAGGUGGUGGAGGCGCAGCUGAAGGUCGCAAUCGGGCGCAUCGCCACUGCGUUUGAGCAGGAACUAAAAAAGCUGGAGGAGAAAAUGGACCACGAGCUUCACGCCAAAGUGGCGCUACUGCAGCGGGACUACAACAAGUGCCAAUCGCGGCUGCAGUCGGUGGAACACAUCGUGCGCAUGUCCAAAGAGAAAUCGAUUCUUGACGCGCUCGGCGUUCUGGACAAGAAAAUGGACGCGUUGGAGGACAAAUUCGUCGGCGAGGUCGGCGUGCCCAUUCGGGUACAGAUCGACGACGCGUGGCGCGGCAAGGCGCACGAGUUGCGCGACGAGCUUACCGAGUACCUCGACCAAGGGUUGCGCGGCACGAAAACGGACACGGCGGAGCUGGACAUGCGAUUCCGGUCCUUCCACGGUUGGUUCAAGGACGUGAUCACGCCCGAGCUGGCGAAGAUGCACGCGCAGCUCGAGACCGAAGCCACGGUCCGGGAAAACUCGGACGAGGCCCUGCUUUCGGUGCUACAGAAAUACGCCAAAGUGAUGCACCGCCACUUUCAAAUCAAGCCCUUCCAGCGGAGUGAAGUUUUCACCGCCUGGGGCACGAGUACCGACGACAGCUUGCGGUAUCGACCACCGCCGGGGGGACGCGGCACCGGUGGCACGAGCGCGAUCCGUGGGCUGCUGGGCAGCUUUGACACUGCUGCGACAACAGGACGGGAUCAGCAUGUCGGGGAAGAAGUGUCCGACCAGCGUAGACUCGGGCUGCUCUCGCGCGAAGGACAGCACUACAUGGAAAUGCGGCAUCCGGCGCGGGGAGUGAGUCCAAGUCGUGGCGAAGAUUCAGCCUCCACUUCGCCGCGACAAUUCUUUAGUAGGGCCAGCAGCAGGGAUAAGAACAAAGCAUCGAAGCAAGCGCCGACCAGUUCCUCUGGAAGGGGAACUGAUCCACCAAGGAGCCAUGCAAGGAACAAAAUCGGCGCUGUCCUCGGAACGACUGAAUCCUCGUCUUCGUCAUUGUCUCGGACGGUUGCCAAUCCCGCCACUCAGAGAUGGUCCCUCGCGUCAAGCGCAGGGCAGACGAAGGGUACGACUACACCAGCGCUAAGCAAAGACGCACCGCGGGAAAAUGGGGUUGUGCGAACGCAGAAUCUUCAGCAGCCAGCUCCCCCAAACAAGGGCAAACCCACUUCGGCGGGGUUUGUAUUGCCUCGAGAGCUGCAGAAGCAGAUGGCGUCCAGCUCCGGCGAACCGCGUCCGUCCACCGCCGAGCAGACAAAUAAAGUGGAGAGCACGAGCAUGCAGAUGCAGCCUCUUCUUUCCGCGAUGGGAGACGGAGUUGCGGUAAAGGCCAGAUCGAAAUCAUCCACCGACGAAGCUGAGGCAGCUCAGGAUGUUCAGCCGGAUUUUGAGGUACCCAGUACACGACCGGGUGGUUCCCGUUUGCGACCGCAAAGUAAGACUGGAAGUGCAGAUGUGAUCUCCGCCCCCGCAAAUGGAAAUGGAAAAGGAGUCGACUCCAGGGGGGAGAAAGAAAAACCAGACUGGAAGUCUCCGGUCGUCUCUCCAGUGGUUACGUCGACAAGCAAGGCGAAAGGCUUCGGUUCUAUAAAAAGAAAAACGACCAACACCGACAGCACCGGAAAUGAAGGCAGCUUGAGCUACGACACCAUUCUUCAAGCAACCAAGAUGCAGCGGAAGAAUGGCUUGACAGAAGUGUCUAUUCUUUCCAAGAAAACAGCUGCGAAGUCUUCAAGUAGUCCUCGCCUAAAAAAUGACGGCAGGACAGGAAAAGGAAACAUGCAAACACUUGAUACGCACCAGGACACAGAGGAAGCGUUCUAACGCAGGACGAACUCUGCUGCUACGACAGAUUUUGUAGCUCUCGAUACGGUAUGAAUCAUUUUACGAUUUUCUGG